AUUCAGGGUAACUUCACUGUGGUCCAGAGAAAGGAGGAGAGGAUGUGACUGGUUUUCAUGUGUGUGUUCCUCCUCCUGUCCCCCUUUUUUCCGUCGAAAUGGGGCUCGGUGGAAAUUAACCAACGCAUAUGUCCUCGACUUCUCACCCUUACCUUUGGAGAAUGAUCCACCGGCAGGUUAUUUUAUCCCAGGUUUUGGUCUGCUUUGGGUUGACUGGUCAUUAUGCUGAUGCAGCUCUGUAGUUUCAAGAAUUUGUACCAGAACCGGUUCCUGGGCCUGGCGGCCAUGGCCUCCCCGACCCGCAGCGGCCAGACGCGGCAGCGCUGUAAGGACGCGGUCCGUCACAGCUGUGGCCCCGAGACCUACGCCGUCAACGGCCUGGACCAGGACGCCUUCAUGCUGGGGCUGCCGCGCUCCACCAGCGACACCGACCUGGUCUCCCCGGACGCACGCUCCACCCUCGCCAUCAGCUCCUCCCACUACACCAUCGGACAGUCCCAAGACCUGGUCAUCACGUGGGACAUCAAGGAGGAAGUGGACGCCGGAGACUGGAUCGGAAUGUAUCUGAUUGAUGAGCCUCUGUCUGAGAACUUUUUGGACUACAAGAACCGAGGCAUCAGUGGAUCUCACAAGGGACAGAUCGUCUGGAAGAUUGAUUCCAGCUCCCACUUAAGAGACGGUGAGACGCAGGUGUGCUUCAGGUACUACCACGGUGUCACUGGAGCGCUGAGGGCCACCACGCCGAGCGUGACCAUCAAGAAAGCCCCCCCACCCGUGUUGAAGCCUGUGGUUAGUCCUGAGGUCAACCAUGGACUGGGCAACAGGAGGCUCAUUAACUUCUCCCUGUCAGACCUCCAGGCCGUUGGACUGAAGAAAGGCAUGUUCUUUAACCCCGACCCGUACCUGAAGCUCUCCAUCCAGCCGGGGAAGCACAGCAUCUUCCCGUCGCUGCCCCACCACGGCCAGGAGAAACGCUCCGGAGUCGUCUGCAACACCAUCAACCCUCAGUGGAGCACGGAGAGGUUUAGCUUCGUGUCUUUGCCCACUGACGUCCUGGAGAUCGAGGUGAAGGACAAGUUUGCUAAGAGCCGUCCCAUCAUCAAGCGCUUCCUGGGGAAGCUGUCCGUCCCCGUGCAGAGGCUGCUGGAGAAACACGCCAUCGGGGACCGAGUCGUGAGUUACUCCCUGGGUCGCAGGUUACCCACAGAUCAUGUCUGUGGUCAGCUGCAGUUCCGCUUCGAGCUGACCUCCUCCAUUCAUCCAGAUGAUGAGGAGGUGUCUCUGGUGAUAGAGCCUCCCUGUCCCGAGGGGGGAGGCGCAGCAGACGCCGACGAUGCUGCUGACGACACGCUGAGCGUGGGCCCCGACAUGCCCGACCUCCCCCUGGACGCCCCGCCCGACCACGACACCUCAGCACAGCCGGCCUCCACGCCUGAGGAGGUCGAGCCCGGGGAGAAGGAGGAGGGUGAGGAGGAGAGCACAGUCAGGGAGGAGCCCCCGGCUUCUGAUCCACAGGUGGAGCAGCAGGAGGAAGGACAGGAGGAGGAGGAGGAGGAGGAGGAGGAGGAGGGGAACUCACCUGAACAGCAGGAGGAGAGCAGCGCAGGGAGAGGAGAGGAGGGGGCAACAGAGGAGAGGCAGCAGGGGGGAGGAGAGGAGGAGUCGACUCAAGAAGCUGAGGAGGAGGAGGUGACGGCAGAAGGAGGAGCAGAGGAGGAAAGACGGCCGGGGCCUGAGUCUGACGGCCCUGAAGCAGCAGCAGUGGCGCAGGAUGAGGAGGCUCCCUCAGAGCCAAACACCUUCUCCCAGGAUGCACCUGCAGACCCAGGACCCGAGGACGCCCCGCAGGAGACGAGGGAGGGAGGAGAAAGAAGCUCUGCCCCCUGCUCCUGCCAGUCCCUCUUCUCCAACUACAACUGCUCGGCUCCUUCGCGCCGCAAGAACCGGCCCUGCUCCCUCCCGGUGUCCGAGCUGGAGACGGUGAUAGCGUCGGCCUGCGGAGAGCCGGAGACGCCGCGCUCACACUACAUCCGCAUCCACCACCUCCUCCACAGCCUCCCCUCGGCCCAGCAGAGGCCUCCCAGCCAGGAGGAGGAGGAGCCGGGAGGGGAGGAGGGCAAUACCAGCAGCACGCUGGACAACAACGACACAUCGCCCACACUUAAGACCUCCAAAGAGGAGGAGGAGGAGGAGGAAGAGGAGGAGGAUACAACCCACUCUCCCUCUCAGGUCCCAGAGUGUCCAGGCCCCUGCUGCCGGCGCACGCUGCCCCGCAGCCUUUCCAUCGAACGCCUCUCUGAGCUGAACCAGCUCCUGGAGGGUGAAGGAGGAGGAGGAGGAGGAGGAGGAGGAGGAGGACAUGCAGCGGUCAGGAGGAUCUCUCCGUCCUGCCUGGAGAGCGAGGAGGUGGACUCCAGUAACAGCGGAGGGAGACGAGUCGGAGGCAGCACCCAGAGACCGCCGGGGGAAAACGAAUGCGAGUUCUGCGACACCUCCUGCUACAGCACCUCCUGCUACAGCACCUCCUGUUACAGCACCUCCUGCUACAGCAACUCGGGCUACGAGGGGAGGGGUCGCUUCUGCAGCCACACCCGCCUCUCCUCCGUGGACAGCAACCGGCUCUCGGGCAGCACCGUGUUCUCGUCCCAGGACGAGGAGGACGAGGACGAGGAGAGCGCCUUCGAGUCGGUGCCGGAUGGCGGCUGCAGCCCCGAGGGUCCGGAGGCCGGCGGCUCGGGAGGAGAGAGGAGGAGGGGGAGAUGGAAGGAGGCCAGGAGAGGAGAGCAGGGGGAGACGGCUGUGGCCGGGCCCAGUGACAGGAACAGCAUUGGCUCAGGCUUCUCCCCUCCUGUUGGCCAUCUUCCAGUCCUGCGACCCAGCCAUGACCUAAACCAUUUUCCUGCUGCCACUGAUCAAGCCUUACCUCCAAACUGGGAAGCUCGCGUCGACAGCCACGGCAGAGUUUUCUACGUGGACCACGUCAACCGGACCACGACCUGGCAGAGACCGAGCCACGGAGGCAAGUGUAGCCACGGCAUCCCCCGCUCUGGAUCCACCCAGCAGAUGGAGCAGCUCAACCGGAGGUACCAGAACAUCCAGAGGACCAUGGCCACCGAGGAGGAGGGCGGGGGUCCGAGGUUGGAGCGCAGCGGCAGCACCGAGACUGAUUCAGAUUCUCCUCCGACAGGCCCCGCCUCCCCUGUCAGUCACCAGAAGAUCAGCCAUCUCCUCCAAUCACCUGCUGUCAAGUUCAUCACUCACCCAGAAUUCUUCACGGUGCUGCACAGCAACUAUGCAGCCUACCGCAUGUUCACCAGCAGCAGCUGUGUGAAGCACAUGAUCCUGAAGGUGCGUCGUGACGCCAGGAACUUCGAGCGCUACCAACAUAACAGGGACCUGGUGGUCUUCCUCAACAAGUUUGCAGACACCCAGCUGGAGCUGCCCCGGGGCUGGGAGAUCAAGACUGACCCCCAGGGGAAGUCUUUCUUUGUGGAUCACAACAGUCGAGCCACGACCUUCAUCGACCCGCGAAUCCCUCUGCAGAACGGACGUCUGCCCGGCCACCUCGCCCACAGGCAGCACCUGCAGAGACUUCGCAGCUACAGCGCCGGCGAGGCCUCUGACGUGUCCAGGAGUCGUGGAGCUUCUCUGAUGGCCAGACCUGGAAACAGCCUUGUGGCCGCCAUACGAAGCCAGCACCAAGCAGACCCACAGCAGCUGAGCGCUCCAUCGUACAACGACAAGAUCGUGGCGUUCCUUCGACAGCCCAACAUCUUUGACAUGUUGCAGGAGAAGCAGCCCAGUCUGAGCAGGAACCACGCGCUGAGAGAGAAGAUCCACUACAUCCGGACUGAGGGGACUCAGGGGGUGGAGAAGCUGUCCUGUGAUGCAGACCUGGUCAUCCUGCUGAGUUUAUUUGAAGAAGAAAUCAUGUCUUACGUCCCACCUCACCCCAUCCACCCCGGCUUCAGCUUCUCCCCUCGCUGCUCACCCGCCUCCUCACCGCAGAACUCUCCUGGUCUGCAGAGAGCCAGGGCUCCGGCUCCUUAUCGCAGAGACUUCGAAGCCAAACUACGAAACUUCUACAGGAAGUUAGAGGCUAAAGGUUACGGCCAGGGACCAGGAAAGAUCAAGCUGCUGAUCCGGAGAGAACACCUGCUGGAAGGAACCUUUAACCAAGUGAUGGCGUAUUCACGCAAAGAGCUGCAGAGGAACAAACUCUACGUCACCUUCCUGGGGGAGGAGGGGUUAGAUUACAGCGGUCCAUCCAGGGAGUUCUUCUUCCUCUUGUCUCAGGAGCUCUUCAACCCGUACUACGGCCUCUUUGAAUACUCAGCCAACGACACCUACACCGUUCAGAUCAGCCCCAUGUCGGCGUUCGUUGAGAAUCAUCUGGAAUGGUUCCGUUUCAGUGGUCGUAUUCUGGGUCUGGCUCUGAUCCAUCAGUACUUACUGGACGCCUUCUUCACCAGACCCUUCUACAAGGCUCUGCUCAGACUAGCGACGGAUCUGUCUGAUCUGGAGUAUCUGGACGAGGAGUUCCAUCAGUCUCUGCAGUGGAUGAAAGACAACGACAUCACGGACAUCCUGGACCUCACCUUCACCGUCAACGAGGAGGUGUUCGGUCAGGUGACCGAGCGAGAGCUGAAGUCGGGCGGCUCCAACCUGCAGGUGACCGAGAAGAACAAGAAGGAUUACAUCGAGAGAAUGGCCAAGUGGAGGGUGGAGAGAGGAGUGGUGCAGCAGACGGAGGCGCUGGUCAGAGGCUUCUACGAGGUGGUGGACUCCAGGCUGGUGUCGGUGUUUGAUGCUCGGGAGCUGGAGCUGGUCAUCGCUGGGACGGUGGAGAUUGACCUCGGUGACUGGAGGAGCAACACGGAGUACAGGGGAGGUUACCAUGACGGCCACAUCGUGAUGCGGUGGUUCUGGGCGGCCGUGGAGCGCUUCAACAACGAGCAGCGCCUCCGCCUGCUGCAGUUUGUCACCGGGACGUCCAGCGUCCCCUACGAGGGCUUCGCCGCCCUGAGAGGGUCCAACGGCCUCCGACGCUUCUGCAUCGAGAAGUGGGGCAAAGUCACGUCACUACCCAGGGCUCAUACGUGUUUUAACCGCCUGGACCUUCCUCCCUACCCCUCGUACACCAUGCUGUAUGAGAAGCUGCUGAUCGCUGUGGAGGAAACCAGCACGUUCGGUCUGGAGUGAAACAAACAAACCAAAACACACCUGAGAGCAGCCUCUGGUGCUGAAACAUGUCACGAACGUACCGGAGCGGUAGCGGACACAGUUUUUUGGUCGUGUGGAUAUAAUGUACGUCACUGUCGUGGUUCUACGUGUUCCAGUCUGUCACUUAGCCGUGAGGAUGUUAAUGACCACACCCAGCACUUAGGGCAUCACCGCAGGACGACGACUAUUUUUAUAUCAAUCAGUAAGAGUCGGGAAUGUGAGACACUACACUGACUUUUAAAAAAAAUAAUAUUUAUAUAUACAUACACAUAUAUAUAUAUAUUCAGUCUGUGCAGGCGAAAAGGAGUCGAGAUCAUCAUGUUGCAUGUACUAAAAGGCAUCACCCGUACAGUAAUAUGAAAUGCUAUCAAAGCCAGACACAAAUAAAGAGCAAUGUACAGAAGUAAGAAGAAUAAAAGCAGCAGCACGUUAGCACCGGAAACAACUUUACCUGACGACGGCUCGAGUGCUUGAGAAUGUGUUGGAAUUUAUCUUUAAUGCAGAUUUAAGGGAAAUGAAAUUCGGUGAGAGACUUUUAAGUAUAUAAAUAAUGUGUCAGAGAUGGAUACACACAGAUAUAUACAGAUAUAUGUCCUCAGGUGUCUGGCUGUUCCUACACAUUCUAGACAAAUUUAGAAAUGUGUAAUGCAGACGUGGGAAAAGCUCAUGAGUUGGAUGCAGAGUCCAGGAGCCUCCUCAUGCCAAAGGAACAAUCAUGUUUAUAAUCCGGAGAAGACAAAGAUCAAUAUAACUAUGAUCAUUUAUGUGGACCUGAGAUACUGAACAUAGAGAGAUGCAGAGAAGCUGAUGGAUAAGAGACUGUACUGUGCAUCAUGAAAAUUCAAGUUUAUAUUAAAGCGAUAUCAUGUGCAUUCCAGGAAGAAGCUUUUAAAAUGAAAACGAAAUGUGACUCAGAUCGAGUGAAGCCAACACAUUCUCACGCUAAUCUCUCAGUUAACUACAGAAAUGAUUUCGUUUUAUUUCAACCACCUCUUCAGUAACCGGCCGAGACGCUAGAGAAGCCACAGAGAAUUCUCUGAGGAGUAAAAGUCGUACACUGGAACUGGAGAAAGAGCAAAUAGAGAGAUUUAAUUUCAUAUAAUCCUGGUCCUGCUGGUUAGUAUACUCCCUUACAUCCUGUACAUGCACCUCCUGGACAGACUACAGGUCACUGGUAUUACGCAGGUCGUCCAACAUCUGGACCUGCAGCCUCCCAUAGUUUGUGACGUGCAGCCGGACUCUGACUGUUUCUUUCAAGCUUUUCUCCUCCGCAACGUUGUCACAAACCGAGACGACGACAUCAUGUCCUCUACAAACAAACAAACAAACAAACAAACAAAAAAAAAAUAGUAGCCUUCGGUUCCAACUCAAGGGCUCCUGGGACUUGGUCUGUAGAGGCCGAGCAAACGGGCAGAGAACUCUUCACCAGGACGGUGCUCCAGACCUUCUGCUCCUCCGGCCCGUCCGGCUGUUCGAAUGGAAGCUGCUCGGACUCUUCUUCAAGUCUUCCACUGACUGAACUUCUCCUCUCACCGUCAUCAUGGUGUUGCUCUCUCGCAUGGAGCAGGUACUCCAUCAUGUGGACCUUUACAGUCUCAAACAGUGUGACUGGUGCAAAGCAGCAUGUAGGUUGAACUAGCUUCCACUAAGCAAUCUAGUGUACAGGGGGCGGGGCCGGGGGCGGGGCCGGGGGCGGGGGCGGACCAGCCAGUGUAAUAUAUGCAAUAGUCAAGACCUUUACUCCCAUCUGUUCCCCACUCCACCAUCUUCUUUCCUCGUCUCCAGCCCAGUAAUGAAACUGUGCCUCAGUUACUUACUGCCUCAUCUGUUGCCUGUGGCUCAGUUCUCAGUCUGACAUGAAGGAAAAGUCCAGACUUCUGAUAUUUGCCUUUGGUUCUUUCUGAAAACAGCUUCUGGUCGUGUCGGGUUGAUGAGACGAGGACUUUGUCAGUUGUCCCGCGUCUUCAUGGGUGGAGUUGUUUAAAGGAGCCGAUAGAAUUGCAACCAGGGAGCAUUAAAAGUGUUGAAAGGGUGUAAAACAUGGACACGUAACCUCCUUCAUCCCACGUUUAACUGCAGCCUUCAUUCAUUAAAAUGUCUCAACGAGUUCUGAAGUUAACAAGCAACACGGAUGUUUCACGUGUUCUAAAUAAGGUCCAGUCCAGAACUCACAUUAGCAUCCGGGCAAUCUGGUUUCUAGAGUCCAGGUCUGAAUCCAGGUGUGAACACUGAUCUGGUUUCUAGAGUCCAGGUUUGAACUCUAAUCUGGUUUCUAGAGUGCAGGUGUGAACACUGAUCUGGUUUCUAGAGUCCAGGUUUGAACUCUGAUCUGGUUUCUAGAGUCCAGGUUUGAACUCUGAUCUGGUUUCUAGAGUUCAGGUGUGAACACCAAUCUGGUUUCUAGAGUCCAGGUGUGAACUCUGAUCUGGUUUCUAGAGUCCAGGUUAGAGUCUAGGUGUGAACACUGAUCUGGUUUCUAGAGUCCAGGUUUGAACUCUGAUCUGGUUUCUGGAGUUCAGGUUAGAGUCCAGGUGUGAACUCUGAUCUGGUUUCUAGAGUCCAGGUGUGAACACUGAUCUGGUUUCUAGAGUCCAGGUGUGAACUCUGAUCUGGUUUCAGUCCACAUGUGGGGGUGACAUAUGUGUCCUCAUUCCUUUGGUUGGUGUGAACACACAAUGAGUCCUGGUCCCAUUAAAAACCACCUACUGAGCAGAAGAGGAGUUGAACUCAUUCAUUCAUCCACUGGUAGAAAUGAUCACGUGAAAAAAUGAAAAUACCGUCUCAUCCUGUGGUUAAUUGCUGAUGUGAUCAUGCUGAUGUGGAAGGAGCCGUGUGGAGUUCAGUUACAUAUUUCCUCAAUAAUCACAUAAAAGUGUCUUUAUUUCCUUUAUUACCGGAGGUCACGGUGCGUUUGGAAGCUUCCAGGAAUCUGAGUUUAGUGCAAUUCUCUUAUAUAACCAACGUCAGGACGGAGGUCGAUAAAUAAAUAAUAACUUGUGUUGAAAAGCUCUGUUCUUGGUUCUGAAACGGCGAUAGAGACACGUGUUAAUAGCAGGUCUGAACACGGACACAAAAAGCUGGACAGUUGUGAUCAGACGUUAAUACGAGGCCUAGUUUCCGUUGGCUAGACACAAUAAAAAAAAAGAAAAAGAAUGCUUCUUCUGCUUGUUCGUGCUCUUUAAAAAGUCGCAUCGCACGUGUGUUUGGGUUAAUUGUUGGAGGUCAUGUGACUAGUGGUCGCACCAGUUCAAACCGAGCGAAGGUUUUAGGAAGUGGAGCUUUAUGCAAACUACAACUCACAAAGCUCCAGCGUUAGCGAGGUAAUAUAUAAAAGAGGUAACAUGUACUCAUAUCUGAUCCGAAAACUAAAAAAAAGUGAAAUAAUUCUUGAUUAAUUUCAUAACUACCGGUUUUACAGUGAUUUGAUUCAUCUUCAUGUGUCAAAACAAAAAUCUGAGUCUAAUUUGUUUCUAAGAAUUUAGUAAAAAAAAAAGAAAAUCUGUUGAAGGAUUAAUGGAGGACUGGUGGAGCUGCUGAAGCGGAUUACCACCGCCCCUCUGGUUUGGGGUCGGGUCUGCGCCCCCCCUCCCCAGCUUGUACAGACCUGUGUUCAGUGUCUGGCUGUAGUUUAUGUAGCAGGUGGUAAAAUGCUGGCGUGGAGUUGGUGGAUAAAUGUUUAGUGAAUUCAUUAUUUUUAUUUUUCCAGAAUGAUACCUAAACCCUUGACAAUCAUUUCCUAAACGGACCCACACUGUAUCUGCAGAUAUUUGAGCAUAAAGCAAGAAUGGUUGGAGCUGGAUGUUUUAAAAAAAAGAUCAAAAGUCUUUGAACAUAAUCCGGGGUUUCACACAACGAUGCAACGUUUUGUCCUGUGCGACCACACGGUGCAGGACUCCCUCCGUCCCCUGAGCCUCAACUGGACUUAUGUAAGAGCUUGUCCACAUGUUUGUCGCCUGACCUGACCAGCAACCUGUCAGGUCUCAAAGCCUCUUUGUUCCAGAUGUGUGAAAAGUUCAGAAAAUGUUGUAAGAUGAAGUAAGAACUUGAGGCUGUUGAAUUGUCGUUGGAGGCUGUUGUGGUGGUUUCUGUCGUCGUUGCAUCGGUAAGGCCUUAUCCUCCUCAUCCAUCUCUACGUCCACCAGGACAAGGCUGUGAUUCUGUUGCAUCCCCCGUCUUCUUCUUCUUCUUCUUUCUUUUUUUUUUCUACGAUCUUUUGUACUGUUAUUUAUACUGUGCUGUAUUUAUAAGUAAGGGGAAGUCUGCAGCUUUCCUCGAAUGUUUCUGUUGUUUUGCAGUUUUUCGGCGGAGCCACGAGGAGCCUCCGUCCGUCGAAGAGUUUGCCUUCGCUUUCGAAGCCUUUUGUGUUUUGAUAUGUGUCUUUUUCUAUUAUUGUUGGUUGUUAUGCCACAAACUGGUGCGGAAACAGUUUCGUCUUUGUCCGUUCGCGUAGCAGUGAUUCUUUUUCUCACUUCUGAGCUUCUGUCAACGUUAGAUUUAUUCCAUGUUGCUUCACUUUGUCAUGACUCUCAGAGCUGCAUGCAUCCAGCAACUAAUCUGAGCCGUGGGUAGUUUAUGACACAAAAAUAAGACAUUUCUUUUAUCUUGUUUUUAUUCUAAUUGUAAAUCUAGAACACUGAUAUUUAUUGUAGAUGGAGAAUGAUUACGAAAACACUGAUUUAUUUGAAGUGCACUGAUAAAGUUGCUAUAGAAAUAUUUAAACGUGAUGUUGGUGAAGGAUCAGAGAAGGGAUCAUGUGAAUGAGUGGAUAUGGACUGUGGCAACUUUUCUGGGAGGUGACGAUGAAGCAUGCAUAUUCUUUAAUUUAUUUUUUAUAUAAUUUUUUACCCCCUCCCCCUCCUUCAUUUCUGGUUUUGUGUGCGUGAAUUAAACACACAUGAACAAACAUGUCGAACCAGUGCAGUGCUGAUCUGAUGAAGAACGGGUUGCUAAAUACUCAGGCUGUGCUAUCGCUCCACCGUACCAUACUGCUGUUUAUGAAUCUCAAUAAAACAGUCACUUUGGUACCUA
Mugil cephalus (flathead mullet) is the source of this 10251-nucleotide messenger RNA. RefSeq names its product E3 ubiquitin-protein ligase HECW1. Gene Ontology annotation, molecular function: ubiquitin-protein transferase activity; protein binding. Bases 223 to 5202 code for a protein of 1659 amino acids. The record is from RefSeq and is a predicted model, not a curated record. NCBI's taxonomy places the organism in Eukaryota, Metazoa, Chordata, Actinopteri, Mugiliformes, Mugilidae. The transcript has 31 exons. Gene Ontology annotation, biological process: regulation of dendrite morphogenesis.